AUGUGUUUCUCGCUGCUGCAAGUGUCGGACCCCAUCAAGGUGAUCGUCGAUGAGACCUUCAUCCACCUCUGCAUUGUCCACAAAAUUCCCAUCAAAGAAGAACUAGCUAAAUUAGUAAACAGGCAACUCAUGCUCAUGACCACAAAAUGCAUCUCCACCUGUGCCAAAAAAACACAUAACGAAGAAACAGCCUACGGAAUUAGGAAGAUAACUCAUUACAAGUGCAACCACAAUGGGGAUCAUGUGAGAAACUCGGUUGACCUUUUUUUAAAAAAAAUGAAUAGUGACAGGAACUCUCCCUUUUCGGUGAACAAUUUUUUCGAAAAUGAGGUUUCCGUGACGCACAACUUUGACAGUGUGUGCAAUGUGAGGGGGCCUCCAGGAAGGGGGAAAGCACCCAAGGGGGGGGAAGCAACCAUGGGGGAGGAAGCAACCAAGGGGGAGGAAGCACCCACGGGGGAGGAUGCAACCGAGGGGGAAGGCCUCCAAACAGAGGAAGCACAAAAUGGUGGACAGACCGAGUGGAAAGUCGAGCUUUCCGAUUCCAUGAAAUGUAUUAUCGAUUUAGUAAAAAAUAAUAACGAGAAGAAAUUUUUUGUGGCAACCAACAAUAACGAGUUGAGAUCGUUCCUGAGGAAGGUGUUCGUCGUGCCCAUCAUCUACAUCAGCGAGGGCGGCGCCAUAAAGAUGGAAAGCCUCUCCACGAAGAACACGAACAGGAAGGGAAUCGUCGAGCUGCGCAAGAUGAAGAUGCUUAAGUGGGAACGGGAGCUCAGGAUGUCGGAGCAGAAGAGGGACAAGGAGAAAGUGAGAAAAAAUGGGAAGAAAAAAAAAAAAGCGAGGGGGCGAAAUGGGAGGUAA
Messenger RNA from Plasmodium cynomolgi strain B, 861 nucleotides. RefSeq lists its product as hypothetical. Lineage: Eukaryota; Apicomplexa; Aconoidasida; Haemosporida; Plasmodiidae. Gene Ontology annotation, cellular component: nucleolus; small-subunit processome. The transcript has 2 exons. The record is from RefSeq and is a predicted model, not a curated record. Gene Ontology annotation, molecular function: small ribosomal subunit rRNA binding. The coding region runs from base 1 to 861 and encodes 286 amino acids.